Molecule: messenger RNA, 966 nt
Organism: Drosophila ananassae
Lineage: Eukaryota; Metazoa; Arthropoda; Insecta; Diptera; Drosophilidae
Gene: dmrt11E
Product: doublesex- and mab-3-related transcription factor 2
Exons: 2
Coding region: 163-966 (267 amino acids)
Biological process (GO): sex differentiation; regulation of transcription by RNA polymerase II
Cellular component (GO): nucleus
Molecular function (GO): RNA polymerase II cis-regulatory region sequence-specific DNA binding; DNA-binding transcription factor activity, RNA polymerase II-specific
Source: RefSeq, a predicted model, not a curated record
GGAAACCACUUGACGCUGCCAGACUGUCUGACGGCGACAAGUAGCCGCUGCGGUUGCCCCUUAAAUGUCCGUGCUCCGUACGGGAUCCUUUUAGUCGAUCGGAGAUCGCAGAUCGGUGAUCAGUAGCCCAGUAAUCCGGUAAUCCAGUGUCCAGUGAAGAAAAUGAGUCAGGAUCGGAGUAGCCAGCGAGAGCGACGUCUUCUGAGGACGCCCAAGUGCGCGAGGUGUCGCAACCACGGCGUGAUAUCCUGCGUCAAGGGACACAAGCGGCUGUGCCGGUGGCGGGAGUGCUGCUGCCCCAACUGCCAGCUAGUGGUGGACCGGCAGCGGGUAAUGGCCGCCCAGGUGGCCCUGCGCCGCCAGCAGACCAUGGAGGCACUGGAGGCCACCACGGGGGGCCAUCACACGGCGGGCACUGCGUCCGGCAGCGAGGGCGAAGACUCUAGCUCACACACUACUGCCUCUCCGCCGCCCCAAGGACCACCCAGCUGCUCCUCCUCCACGUCGUCGUCCUCCGCCACCCGACAGGCCCUCAUGGCCCAGAAAAGGAUCUACAAGCAGCGCCUUCGCAGCCUCCAGCAGUCCACACUCCACAUCACAGCUGCCAUGGAAGAGUACAAGCAGCGCUUUCCCACGUUCAGCUCCCCCCUGAUGGAGCGCAUGCGCAAGCGACGCGCCUUCGCCGAUCCGGAACUGAACUACGCCAUGGAGGCGACUCUGGGCGGCAACGCUUUGUUCGUGGCCGCCGCCGCUGCCGCCUCCGCUGCCGCUUCUGCUUCAGUGAUGCGCCAGGAUCAGCCCAUGUAUCCAUCAAUGCCGCCGCUCCAGCCGCCCGUGAACAGUUUCACGGCCACGCCCUCCAGCAUCAUCUCCUACUCCUCCUCCAGCUCCAGCCAGUCCUCGCUGCCCGCCAAGAAACCCAAGCUGAGCUUCUCCAUUGAGGCCAUCAUGAGCCUCAAGACGUAG